AUGGCCACAGACAAUGUCUAUAUUCCCUUCUUCUUAUCGGCCUUCAUAUGCAUUCAACUGAUAACACCCAACAUCUGCGACGGAGCUCUAACCUCAGGCUGCAUCCCUGCCGAAAGAAGUGCUCUACUUGAGUUCAAACGAGGCCUGAAAGAUCCUGCCAACAGGCUGUCCUCUUGGGUGGGUGAAGACUGCUGCAAAUGGGAGGGUGUGACUUGCAGCAAUCAUACUGGGUAUGUUGUCAAGCUGGAUCUCCACAAUCCGCAUCCUUUCUCUGAUUUUGGUGACGAGCCACACAACAACUGGAUCUUAGGAGGUGAGUUGAGGCCUUCUUUACUUGGUCUGAAGCACCUAAAGUACCUGGACCUAAGCACCAACGAUUUUGGAGGCAUUAAUAUUCCAGAAUUCAUGGGGUCAUUCCAUCAGCUCCAAUAUCUCAACCUCUCCAGAGCUGGAUUGGGUGGAGUCCUGCCUCACCAGCUGGGAAAUCUCUCCAAUCUGCAGUAUCUAGACUUGUCCAAUGAUUUGGUUCCCAAUUCUUUUUCUGUGGUUAAGUUCAAUGAAUUUAGCAUCGGUGAUGCACUCUGGAUUUCUCACCUUUCUUCUCUAAAGCAUCUCAACCUGAACAGUGUCAACUUUCAAAAUGGUACUCACUGGAUGGAAGCUCUGAACAUGCUUCCUUCUAUCGUGGAGAUAUACUUAUCCGAAUGUGCAAUUGGACGUGUUCCCCUCUCUCUUCCACAUGUGAACUUUACAUCACUGUCUGUUCUUGAUUUGUCAGAAAAUUUCAUUAACUCUACGAUGCCCUCUUGGUUAUCCAACAUAAGUGGCCUUGAGCACCUUGAUCUCAGUUACAACAACCUUCAGGGUAAUAUUCCACCGACCUUUGGUAACUUGGCUUCCCUCAAGGAACUUAAUUUAGCUUACAAUUCUCUUCAAGGAGGAAUACCCACUUCCUUCAAAAAUUUGUGCAAGCUACAGAAUUUAAUAUUGCCAGGCAUCAAUAUCAACCAAGAUUUGUUAGAACUUGAUGAAAUUUUUUCUGGUUGCAUCAAGAUGAGCCUAGUGAUUCUGGACUUAUCCUACACGAAUAUUAGUGGGCAGCUGCCUGAAUGGUUAUUCCAACUCAGGAAGCUUAAAGUACUCAAUUUGGGGUGGAAUCUGAUUUCUGGUCCUAUUCCUUUGUCACUUGGACAACUAGCAUCACUCCAAGAGCUCUAUCUUGGGGUAAAUCAGUUGAAUGAAACUAUACCAGAAAGUGUGGGGCGGCUGUCUCAGCUAGUUACUUUGGACCUCCAGCACAACAAUUUGGAGGGUGUAAUGUCUGAGGCGCAUUUUGGAAACCUCACAGAAUUGAAAUACUUAUGUUUGUCGUCCAACUCCUUGGCUCUGAAGGUCGAGAGCAAUUGGCUUCCUCCCUUCCGGCUAGAAUCCCUUCAGAUGGACUCCUGCAAACAGGGUCCUGAGUUCCCUGCAUGGCUCCAGUCGCAAAUAAAUAUUUUCGAAAUUGAUAUGUCUAAUGCUGGUAUUAUUGAUGCUAUGCCAAACUGGUUUUGGAGCUUAAUUUCCACAGCAGAGUACGUGAGUGUCUCCGGCAAUCAGAUCAGUGGCCACGUACCCAAUUUAUUGCAUUUAAAUAAUCUCGACUGGUUGGAUUUAAGCUCAAACUAUUUCGAGGGUCCUCUUCCAUAUUUUCCUCCGAGAAUGAGUGCUCCCCAAUUGUUGGAAUAA
Musa acuminata AAA Group (dessert banana) is the source of this 1728-nucleotide messenger RNA. Its product is annotated as receptor-like protein EIX1. The transcript has 2 exons. The record is from RefSeq and is a predicted model, not a curated record. Lineage: Eukaryota; Viridiplantae; Streptophyta; Magnoliopsida; Zingiberales; Musaceae. The coding region runs from base 1 to 1728 and encodes 575 amino acids. Gene Ontology annotation, molecular function: protein binding.